AGAGAGAGAGAGAGAUGGGUUGCUUGGGUUUGUUUUUCUUUGCAUUGCUCUCCUUCUCAGCAGUAGCAUUUGCUGUGAAUGGAGAAGAAGAAGUAGGGCUGGUGAUGAACUAUUACAAGGACUCAUGUCCUCAGGCAGAAGAGAUUAUAAAGGAGCAGGUUAAGCUUCUCUACAAACGCCAUAAGAAUACUGCUUUCUCUUGGCUCAGGAACAUUUUCCAUGACUGUGCUGUUCAGUCAUGCGAUGCAUCGCUUCUACUGGAUUCGACAAGGAGGAGCUUAUCUGAGAAGGAGACAGACAGGAGCUUUGGUUUGAGGAAUUUCAGAUAUCUAGACACCAUUAAAGAAGCUGUGGAGAGGGAGUGCCCUGAAGUGGUUUCUUGUGCUGAUAUCUUGGUUUUGUCUGCAAGAGAUGGCAUUGUUGCGCUUGGUGGGCCAUACAUCCCUCUUAAGACAGGGAGAAGGGAUGGAAGGAGGAGCAGAGCAGAUUUGUUGGAAGAGUACCUUCCGGACCACAAUGAGAGCAUCUCAGCCGUCCUUGACAAAUUUGGGGCUAUGGGCAUUGACACCUCUGGAGUUGUCGCCUUGCUAGGUGCCCAUAGCGUCGGCCGGACCCACUGCGUGAAGCUGGUCCACCGUCUAUACCCGGAAGUGGACCCCGCCCUCAACCCGGACCAUGUCGAGCACAUGCUCCACAAAUGUCCAGAUUCGAUCCCUGAUCCAAAGGCGGUGCAAUACGUGCGCAACGACCGCGGCACGCCAAUGAUAUUGGACAACAACUACUACAGAAACAUAUUGGACAACAAAGGGCUACUGAUAGUGGACCAUCAGCUAGCCACUGACAAGAGGACUAAGCCCUUUGUGAAGAAGAUGGCUAAGAGCCAAGACUACUUCUUUAAGGAGUUUUCAAGGGCUAUUACAAUUCUAUCUGAGAACAAUCCUCUCACUGGCUCUAACGGUGAGAUAAGGAAGCAAUGCAAUGUGGUUAACAAGCACCAUUAGAACAUGUGCACCCUAUCUUUGUAUCCCUUUGGGAAUAGAGUGUGUGGUGAGAGUGUGGUGCUAAAAUAAGAUGUGGGUCUUGGUUGUUAAGGGUAAUGAUUAGUACUAGCUAUGAUGAUUUGGCAAUGACUAUAUGUUGAAGAAGUGUAGUUGUGUAGGUUCUUAGGUUUUAUAUGAGUGGUAUGGUGAGUAGGGGUUGGAAUGUGGAUGGGUGAUGCAUGUAUGGAUGGUGGUGAUGGUGUAUGUAGUGAUGAUAGUCAUUGCUAGUGCAUGAAUGAUGAUCUCCCUCUCUCUCUA
Magnolia sinica is the source of this 1298-nucleotide messenger RNA. Its product is annotated as peroxidase 42. The record is from RefSeq and is a predicted model, not a curated record. Lineage: Eukaryota; Viridiplantae; Streptophyta; Magnoliopsida; Magnoliales; Magnoliaceae. The transcript is spliced from 4 exons. Gene Ontology annotation, biological process: response to oxidative stress; hydrogen peroxide catabolic process. Gene Ontology annotation, molecular function: peroxidase activity; heme binding. The coding region runs from base 15 to 1001 and encodes 328 amino acids.